AUGGCAACCUUCAUCCCAUCUCGAUUCUCAAUUGGUGCUGCUCUCUCCUCGCUGGGCAUCUCUCUCCCCGCUGGAGACGUUCUUCUCGGAAAUGCCGAUUACACCUGUAGCCUCUUGAAUCGUGUCUUUUCCAAGAACGAGACCUUCACUAUGACCUCGCCUUACUAUAGUGUUUUUAUCGACGAAGCCUGGUCACAGAACUGUCGGUUAAAUGCAUCCUGCGUUGUGACGCCAAAAUCCGCUCAAGAGGUCUCACGUCUAUUACAGAUCCUCGGCAUUCUAGAGACGAAGUUCGCUAUUCGCUCUGGUGGGCACAACAUCAACCCAGGAUUUAGUUCGAUCGGUCGCCAUGGAGUGUUGGUCGCUCUGGAGAAAUUGAACACUAUUUUCCUAAGCGCCGAUCGCGGAACUGUGACUGUGGGGCCUGGGAAUAGAUGGGGUGCUGUAUAUAAGUACCUCCAGCCGUAUAAUGUCACCGUCUUGGGUGGUCGUGAAGUGGAUGUAGGCGUUGGCGGGUACAUUCUCGGUGGGGGCCUCAGCACCUUCUACAAUACCCACGGAUUGGCUCUUGACAGCGUCACCCGAUUCCAGGUGGUGCUUCCCAAUGGAAAAAUUGUCGACGCCACCCAAACUGAGUAUGCCGAUCUAUACAAAGGACUGAAGGGAGGUCUGAACAACUUCGGCAUCGUGACUGAGUAUGAUCUCACCACCAACACCGGCAUCGAUGUCUACUAUGAGUUAAGCACCUACACCGUUGCCAACACCCCCGCCGUACUUGAGGCCUAUGCAAAAUAUCUUUUGGAUGGCGAUAUCAACAGCAAUGUGGAGAUCCAGAUCAAUCCCACCUACACUUUGGUUUUUUACGGGUAUCUUGGCCAUGUAACUACACCCGCAACCUUUGAUCCAUUCUCUGGCAUCCCUGUGGCCUCGGCAUUAUACCCACCAACAAACGGCUCGCUCAGUGAGCUUCUCCUCAUGAUUGGCUCUACCGGGCUGACUUCCAAGGGCGUAUCCUACGGCGGUACAUUCACGUUUAAGGUAACAGGGCCGAAAUUCCUGCAAGAUACCUUUUCGGCCUAUCUCGAGGCCGCUGCCUCUCUGCCCCCCGGUGCGGGACUUUCUUACGUACCUCAAGGUAUCAUGCCAAAUCUAGUAACUCGAGGCAAUCUGCAGAACGGAGGUAAUCUGCUCGGUCUCGAGGCGACGACGCAAAUGUGGGUGAACAUGUUCGCUCAAUUUCCAGACGAACUCAGCCAAUCGGUGAUAAUGGGUACCGUAGACUCAGUGUUGGCCAAUCUCACCUCCAGCGCCAAGUCGCAGGGUCUUUUCCUCCCCUACAUCUUCGUCAACGAUGGGGGUCCCAACCAGAAGCCGCUGACGUCUUUUGGGGAGAAGAAUAUCAAGGAUAUCGACGCAGUGGCGAAAAAGUAUGACCCCAAAGGUAUCAUGCAGAAAUUGCAGAAUCUGGCAUAUCUUGUUGCGAAGGAGUUGUAA
Molecule: messenger RNA, 1494 nt
Organism: Penicillium digitatum Pd1
Lineage: Eukaryota; Fungi; Ascomycota; Eurotiomycetes; Eurotiales; Aspergillaceae
Product: FAD-binding oxidoreductase
Molecular function (GO): FAD binding
Source: RefSeq, a predicted model, not a curated record